Messenger RNA from Chaetomium globosum CBS 148.51, 654 nucleotides. RefSeq lists its product as uncharacterized. Bases 1 to 654 code for a protein of 217 amino acids. The record is from RefSeq and is a predicted model, not a curated record. The transcript is spliced from 5 exons. NCBI's taxonomy places the organism in Eukaryota, Fungi, Ascomycota, Sordariomycetes, Sordariales, Chaetomiaceae.
AUGGCAGAUAAGGAGGCGGCAUCCGGGUCUGCUCCCGCCACGGCCACAUGGACCGAACACGGGACCGAGACAAUCGAAGUUGAUGCUUCUUUAGAGAACGACUUGGACGAUGCGGCCGGAGGCUCGAGCUAUGCGACAUCCUUGGCUUCGAGUGUGCUCGACUAUCCUUUUGAGCAUGGCCGUCGAUAUCACGCUUUUCGAGCGGGUAGGUAUUCGCGACCAAAUGACGAACAGGAAAUGGAACGCCUCGUACUCCUUCAUAAUGUCAUGACAAGGCUCGUCGGCGGGCUCUAUGCGGUGCCCAUUGACAAGGAAAAGACCCGUCGUAUCCUCGAUAUCGGCACCGGGAACGGCGCAUGGGCCAUCUCCAUCGCAGACGAAUUCCCCAAAGCCACCGUUAGUUCCCUUUCCCACCCGGCACCUAAUCCUCCACCCUUCACACGCUUACCUCCCCCUCCCCUUUUGCCCCCUUACCUAGAUUAUCGGCAACGACAUCUCGGCGAUCCACGCCCGCUUCGUCACCACGAACAUCAAGAUCGAAGUCGACGAUGUCGAGGACCCGUGGUUACAUUCGGCCAAAUUCGACUGGAUCUUCUCCCGCUACAUGGCAGCCUCGAUCCACGACUGGUGCAAGCUGAUGUCCCAAAUCUUUGA